UGUCGAGUGUCGUUUAGUUCCAUACUGGUUUUAACACAGAAUUCACGUCAGUUUUAACAUGACCGAAAUAAAUAAAGAUUUACAAAAUGAAAGGAAAAAAUGUACUUUUAAUAUAGAAGAGUUGACGGAGUUCGUAUAUGGGGGGCCCGAAAAAACUCAGGAAAGGAGAGAAAGAGAAAAUUUUUUGCUCAGUAAAAAGGAACUGUUUGAAGGAGUCCCAGAAGAAUAUCUCAGUCAUAAAGAUAAAUACGAACAGUGUAUUAGGAAGUCCGUAAUAAUUUUUCAACUUUUCCGACAAAUGCAAAACGAAGGCAAAAUGACGGUUUCAAAUUACAGGGAUGUGGUAACUCAAAUUCUAGGCUCAACAUUAGUACGCGACGGAUCUCCAUUAGGUCUACACUAUAUAAUGUUUAUGCCAACCAUCAUAACUCAGGCUAAUGAUGAGCAACAGGCUAAAUGGCUACCGAGAUCCUGGAACUGCAACAUCAUUGGUAGUUACGCUCAAACUGAACUGGGUCAUGGUACAUUUGUUCGGGGUCUGGAAACAACAGCAACUUACGAUCCUUCCACUAAGGAGUUUGAUCUACACAGCCCUUCACUCACCUCCUAUAAGUGGUGGCCAGGGGGAUUGGGUCAUACGGCAAACUAUUGUAUACUGAUAGCUCAACUUUACACGAAGGGAAAAUGCCAUGGAAUACAUCCGUUUAUUGUCCAAUUAAGAGACGAAGAAACACAUGUUCCUUUACCGGGAAUUAAAAUUGGUGAUAUCGGAGCGAAAUUAGGACUCAAUGAAGUUAACAAUGGGUUUUUAGGAUUUGAUCAUGUCAGAAUACCUAGAGACCAAAUGUUAAUGAAACAUGCACAGGUUUUAGAGGAUGGCACUUACAUUAAGUCACUUAAUAGUAAAUUAAAUUAUGGGCCGAUGGUUUUUACAAGGGUAGUGAUUGUUUUUGACGUUGCCAAUUAUUUAUGUAAAGCGGCAACAAUUGCUACAAGAUAUUCAGCUGUACGCAGACAGUCACAGAAAAAACCUGGUGAACAAGAGUGUCAAAUUCUUGAUUAUUUGACUCAACAGCAUAAAAUAUUUCCUGCGAUAGCUACUUGCCAUGCUCUUCGUAUCGCGGGAAAAAAAUUGUGGGAUACAUUCAAUACUAUAAAUGAACAACUUAUCGGUGGAAACCUGGAAAGGCUGCCUGAGCUUCAUGCUUUGGCAUGCUGUUUAAAAGCGGUGAGUACAUCAGAUGCUGCUCAGUGCGUGGAGCGCUGCAGACUGGCGUGCGGCGGCCACGGGUACAUGCUGUCCUCCAACUUGCCGCUCACAUACGGUCUGGUCACGGCCGCCUGCACUUACGAAGGAGAGAAUACCGUCAUGUUGCUGCAGACUGCCAGAUUUCUGGCCAAAACAUGGCAACAAGUUGACAGUAUAAAAUUAACACCUACUGUGGAAUAUUUAAAAUAUUCCGCAAAUGAAGGUUGCAGGAAGUGGGAAAAUUCUGUUGAACAAAUCAUAGAAGCAUUUAAAAUUAUUUCAAUGAAAAAAAUUCAAUCUUGCGUAAAGGAUAUGGAAAAUCGGGUUUCAUCUGGAACAUCAUUUGAGGAUGCUUGGAAUAUGAGUUCAGUACAAUUGGUUUCAGCAGCAGAGGCGCAUUGUAGAGUUAUAAUUCUGUCAACAUUCAACGAGGAAAUAAAAGAGAAAAGUAAAAAUGCGUCACCAGAAUUAGCCGUCGUACUUAACCAGCUAUUAGAAUUAUACACAGUCUAUUGGGCACUUGAGAAAUCUGGUGAUUUAAUGCAGUAUACAUGUAUAAGUAAGGAGGACUUGGAGGGAUUGCGUUGGUGGUACGAAGAUAUUCUUAUACAGCUUCGACCUAACGCCGUUGGUGUAGUUGACGCUUUUGAUAUUAGAGACGAUUUUCUGCAUUCCACACUGGGAGCUUAUGAUGGUCGUGUCUACGAAAGGUUGAUGGAAGAAGCACUCAAAUGUCCUCUAAAUGCUGAUGUCGUAAAUGUCUCUUUUCACAAAUAUCUGAAACCAUUCUUGCGAGGGAAACUGUGAUGUUUCGAAUGCAGUAGCUGGACAAAAAUAGUCGAAAAAUUUACUUUAAUUUUUUACUUAAUUGUACAGAUUUUUUUAAAAUAAUAUUAUAUGAACUUCAAAAUUGAUGGCUUAAGAACUUUUAAAUAACAAUAUUUCUUUCAUGAUA
Messenger RNA from Danaus plexippus (monarch butterfly), 2204 nucleotides. Its product is annotated as probable peroxisomal acyl-coenzyme A oxidase 1. The transcript is spliced from 13 exons. The coding region runs from base 59 to 2056 and encodes 665 amino acids. Gene Ontology annotation, cellular component: peroxisome. Gene Ontology annotation, biological process: lipid homeostasis; fatty acid beta-oxidation using acyl-CoA oxidase. The record is from RefSeq and is a predicted model, not a curated record. Gene Ontology annotation, molecular function: FAD binding; acyl-CoA oxidase activity; fatty acid binding. Lineage: Eukaryota; Metazoa; Arthropoda; Insecta; Lepidoptera; Nymphalidae.